AUGGAUAGCGACGAGACUUUUGGUGGUGAACAGGAUAGGGAGGAAGGAGGUCUCACCACGCCUUUGAGAGGAAGGGGAAGUCUCAGUAAGAACACUUUCAAUUUAUGGCAAAAAACAGCAAGAACGCUGCCUGCCUUGAGGUCUCCAGCACCAGUCGCCACUGCGGAGAGCAUGAUCCGGCUGUUCCAGUCUCUCACGCUUGUCUUCUGCCUUGCUCCAGGGAACAUAGUUUCACAGAACGGCUCAACCACUUUAAUGGUGGAUGGGAUUCUGGAGGAGUCAGUAACUCUUCCCCUGAAGAUUCCUGCAAGAGAGGAGAUCAACUCCAUCACCUGGCUUCACAACGGAACGUCUAUCAUCUUCAUACAGCCAAAUGAAGAACGAAUCAUGGUGACUGCUCCAAAACGGAAAGAUAGACUGAAGGUCAUGCAGUUCUCCUCCUUGCAGCUCAGCAACCUGACGAUGGCAGACGCAGGAUCUUACUGCGCCCAGAUAGUCACGAAUACCUCCUCAGUGUUUUCCAGUUACACCCUGAGGAUCUUCACACGACUGAGGAACUUACAAGUUGCCAGUCACACUCAACUGUCAGGGAAUGGGACUUGUGAGAUCCACCUGACCUGCACUGUGGAGAAUCCGAAUGACAACGUCUUAUUCAAGUGGCGGAUCUCAGGAAACACAUCUCUAAAUGAAACAAACCUCACUACCUCCUGGGACCCCAAGAAUUCCAGUGAACAGAACUACACCUGCAUAGCUGAGAAUCUUGUCAGCAAUUUAUCGUUUUCUGUCUCUGCUCAGAGUCUAUGCGAAGGUUUUUUUAGUGCGAAAAAUCAACCUCUGGAUACCAAAUGGAUUAUACUUGUAAUUUUGAUUCCUUUGGCAUGCAUAGUCAUCCCUGUGUACUUAUUUGUUCGGAAGAAAAAAACAGGUUUCUUUAAUUCCUCUACUCAGCAAGCCCAGAGUGCUGCAGAGACCAGGACGAAUUUAGAGUACGAUUCAGUCUCUCCAGGGAACACUGUGUAUGCUCAGGUCACCACUCAUCCAACCAGGAAAACGAAAAUCUCAACACCUACAGAAAACAAAGAGUCCUCCACAAUUUACUCCACAAUUCAACAGCCAGAAGAGGUAAGCUCAUAAUUUCCCCCGUUCUUAACAUUCUUACCUCUCUCCUCAGACCUAUAA
Molecule: messenger RNA, 1179 nt
Organism: Ceratotherium simum simum (southern white rhinoceros)
Lineage: Eukaryota; Metazoa; Chordata; Mammalia; Perissodactyla; Rhinocerotidae
Gene: SLAMF6
Product: SLAM family member 6
Biological process (GO): T cell activation; positive regulation of type II interferon production; T-helper 17 cell lineage commitment
Cellular component (GO): membrane; external side of plasma membrane
Source: RefSeq, a predicted model, not a curated record